AUGUGUACUUCAAAUGAUAUCUACGAGCGUGAUACGAAGAGGGAUAAUCAAUCCGCACCGAACGUUGACGUGCGACCUACAGUAAAAGAUGACCACUUCUCGCUGCUGCUGACUAACAUCAGCAAUAACGUUCUGGAAAGUGAUGUGGAGUCAAUGUCGAAUCUGAGUCUGAAACUGAGGCUGAAUCUGACUUUGGCUCUGAAUUUGACUACGAAUCUGACUCUGAGUCUGACUCUGAAUCUUACUCUGAAUCUGACUCUGAAUCAGGUUUUGAAUCUAACUCUGAAUCUGUGUCUAAAUCUGAGUCUGAAUCUGGGUUCGAAUCUGAAUAUGAAUCUGACUCUGAAUCCUAGUCUGAAUCUGAGCCUGAAUAUGAGUCUGAAUCUGAGUCUGAAUCUGAGUCUGAAUCUGGGCUCGAAUCUGAAUCUGAAUCUGAAUUUAAAUCUGAAUACGUGUCUGAAUCUGAGUCUGAAUCUGAGCCUUAAUCUGAGCUUGAAUGUGAGUCUGGUUCUGAAUGUGAAUCUGAAUCUGAGUAUGAAUAUGACUCUGAAGCUGACUCUGAAUCUAAUCUUUAAUCUGAUUCAGAAUUUGACUCUGAUUUUGACUCUGAUUUUGACUCUGAGUUUGACUCUGAAUCUCUUGAAUGUGAGUCUGUAUCUGAAUGUGAAUCUGAAUUUGAGUUUGAAUCUGAGUCUGACGCUAACUCUGAUUCUGAUCCUAAAUCUAACUCAGAAUUUGACUCUGAUUCUGACUCUAAAUCUGAGUCUGAAUCUGGCCCUGAGUCUGACUCUGUAUCUGAAUCUAAAUCUGAAUCUGAGUCUGAAUCUGAGUUUGAAUCUGAGUCUGAACCUGAGUAUGAAUCUGACCCUGAAGCUGACUCUGAAUCUGAUCCUUCAUCUUACUCAGAAUUUGACUCUGAUUCUGACUCUAAAUCUGAGUCUGAAUCUGGCCCUGAGUCUGAUUCAGACUGAUUCUGAGUCGGAUCUGAUCCCGAAUCUGAGUCUGAAACUGAGUCUGAAUCUGAGUCCGAAUCUGGGUUCGAAUCAGAGACUGAAUCGGAAUAUGAAUCUGACUCUGAAUCUGAAUCUGAAUCUGAAUCUGACUCUGAGUCGAAUUUGA
Molecule: messenger RNA, 1119 nt
Organism: Aedes aegypti (yellow fever mosquito)
Lineage: Eukaryota; Metazoa; Arthropoda; Insecta; Diptera; Culicidae
Exons: 3
Coding region: 1-1119 (372 amino acids)
Source: RefSeq, a predicted model, not a curated record